GGAGGCGCCUUGCUGCGCGGUGCCCGGGGAGAGGAAGUGCCCGCCGGUGUCCGCCGGCCCCUCGCUCGGUUCCGCCGCCCGGAAUGCGCUGAGCCGCCCCGGCCCUCCGCGGCGCGCCCGCCGCCCCUCCGAGGCGUGAAUGACAGAGGAGGUGCCCCCGACUGCACUUACAGACGUAAACCUGCGUCUUCUCUGCCACGAUGACAUAGACACAGUGAAGCAGCUCUGUGGCGACUGGUUCCCAAUAGAAUACCCUGACUCAUGGUACCGAGAUAUCACUUCCAACAAGAAGUUCUUUUCCCUCGCAGCCACUUACAGAGGCUCCAUCGUGGGAAUGAUAGUGGCGGAGAUCAAGAGCAGAACAAAGGUGCAUAAAGAGGAUGGAGACAUCCUAGCUUCCAAUUUUCCCCUGGACACUCAAGUUGCUUACAUCCUAAGUCUUGGAGUGGUGAAGGAGUUCAGAAAACAUGGAAUAGGUUCGCUCUUGCUUGAAAGUUUAAAAGACCAUAUAUCAACGACUGCCCAGGAUCACUGCAAAGCCAUCUACCUGCACGUCCUCACCACUAACAACACAGCAAUAAACUUCUAUGAAAACAGAGACUUUAAACAGCACCACUAUCUUCCCUAUUAUUAUUCCAUCAGAGGGGUCCUCAAAGAUGGCUUUACCUACGUCCUGUACAUCAAUGGCGGACAUCCACCCUGGACAAUCUUUGACUACCUACAGCACAUUGGAUCAACGCUAGCCAGCCUGAGCCCGUGUUCAAUUCCCCAGAGGAUAUAUCGCCAAGCCCAGAGCCUUCUCUGCAGCCUUCUGCCCUGGUCUGGCAUUUCUGCCAAGAGCGGCAUUGAAUACAGCCGGACAAUGUGACUGGAUCAGAAGAUACACAAAAAGCAAAGCUCUGUUAGACCAGCUCGCAAGACCCAGAGUGACUGAGUCCUGCCUCCUUCCUCAGCUCAGUGUCCCGGCACAGCAACCGGGAGCCCAUUCGCUGCCGGUUGCAUGGCAUCUCUGACAACAAGGUCUCCAGGACAGUGGCUCCCCAGGAUGCUUGAAGAGACCCGUGCCACCUGGUUUCCUUAAGACAGCUGCCCUCUUUUUUUUCCCUAGGAUCGUUCUUCCUUUCAUCUCGUGAACCGUCCGGCUCCGCACCGAUUCCGGUGAUGACUGCUCUCGGUCAGUGACCCAGCCCCUGGACGGGACUCCUUGUCCCACAGGUUGACUCAGAUUUGGUAGCCUUCACACUUGACGGGCUGCAGCCCUGACUUACCCCGCCGUGGCCAGGAGCCUGCGAGCGCUGCCCGGGCAGGCCUGGCUGGCGUGCGAGACAUCUGGCUGCGCCGUAGCUGAGGGCCCUUUGCGUCACCCGUUUGUGUGCAUGUUGCACUGUCCCCGCCACUUCCCUUGCCUCUGGUUUGCUCCUGUUCCUACACAUGAUGUAGAGGGGUUCAGUUGCUGCUUCCACACCACGGCUACUGAAAGCAGCGUGAAUGAGGUUAAUGAAUCUGCACUGACCAGCCCUGUAAAUGAGCCGUGAGCGCCCUGGCAGGCUGCUGCUGGCAGAAUAUACAGUCGUGCCCUUGUUGCUGGGGAAGGGGGGAGCUGGGCGAGGGGAAGCGGGAGCAGGGAUUGUGUCUGGGUCCUGCCAGCUCAGCUGCUGGGGCUUCCUGGGAGCAACCUCCAGGGAGGGCAGCUGCCUCGCGUGAGAAACUACCCAGCCCCACCAGCCCUCGGGAGUGACUUAAAAAGAAGCAUCCAAUUCAGGAUGCAUCAGGUAGAAGGCAGGGAAUGAAACUGCUAUUUCAUAGUGAAAUAUAUAUAUUAUACUGUAUAGAUCUUUCUGCCUUUGUCCAAGUUGGAACGUAGCAGGGGAGGGGAGCUGGGGAUGUAGAGCCAGAGCCCUGCAGAGUCUGGUCCAGAGCCCUUCUCCUCCCCUGCGUGCGCCCUCCCUUGGCACCGGGGCUGGACUCUUGCAGCAGCUUUAGGGAUGAGCUCUGGGCACCGAUCACGCCAGCUUUUCCUGGCUGCAGCAGAGCCCUCCCCCGGGUGCUGGCGGGCAGUCUCCCAGCGGCUCUCCAGCCGUGUCGUGGCCGCAGGACCCCUCGGUGGCCGGGCCGACCAGGGGCUCUCAGCAGUUCAGGUCCAGCCUGUGUGGAGGCCCCGCUGUGCAGCCAGCCAGGCGCCCUUCCUGCGCCUUGGAGCAAGGCUGGGUGAGUGCUCUGCUUUUAAGGAGGGACUCUCUGCAGCUCCCCCAGCCCUGGGUGUGUGUCAGAGGUGUGGGUAUCAUCCUUGUACCCUGCUGGGCUCCCCUGGCGAAUCCUCCGUCCUCGGCUGAGGCUCUUCCCUUGCUCAGCACUGUGUUUCUCCUUCCCCUCUCAUUUUGAAACCAGGACUUGAGCGAUGGAGAGCUAAGCCGCAGCUGGUGCAUCGCCUGGGUGUGCGGGCAGCGCCGGCUCUGGCAGCAGCUUCGGGAUGUGAGACAAUACCAGUCAGUCUUAGAACAGAAAGCAAGCGCGUUAAGGUAUUGCAGCCCGAAUGACCGUACAAAGUCAUGUCAGUGUCUGUAAGCCCUUGGGGUGGGAGUUAACCAAUAAAAGGGUGCAGGAGCUGAGCUUGCUCCGGGUAGUACCGUGCUGGUUCCUGAGAAGGGGAGCUGGGGCUGUGUGCUGCCCCGCAGCUCAGGGGUGGCUCUGGCACAGGAGGCCCCGGUGAGCGCAGCCUCCGCUGCAGCCCGGCCUGCGGGAAGCAGCUUGCUCCAGCCCCAGGGGCUGGCACGUGCUGUGUUUCGGAGCAGCAGGAGGCUCUGCUGCUGGGAGGUGCUGGUCCCUCUUCUGGGGCUCAAAGCAGCCUGGCUCAGCGACUGUUUGACACGGGGUAAAAAGGCGUCUGUCUCCGUGAGGACAGCUGAGGUUGGGGCUGUUGGGAGAGUCCAUCCUUGGAGACCUUCAAGCCCCGAGAAGCCAGGGCUGAGCUCUGUGGGCCUUGCUCUGAGGCUGUUGGAGCAGAGCACACACCCGAGGCUCCCUCCAACCGCUCUGUCGCUGGUUCCCGGUCAGUUUAGACUCACAAGCAGCUCGGUGCUGGGCACGAAGUUGCGGCCGCUGCCCUGCGCGCAGCAGGCAGGCCGGGCGAGGCUCAGGGGGGGCGGUUCUGGGGCUGAUGCUCGCGGCUCCGGCUGAGCUGCCUCCCUUGGGGUGCUGGCUGGGCGAGGAGCUCGGCUGCCCACGGCGCUGGGGUCCCAGCCCGCGGCCGUGCCCCGGGCCUGCGAGCGCGGUGGUGGAGCUGCUCGCAGAAGUUGGGGGCAGGAAAUGCAGCCGAGCUGCUCGUGGCACCUCGGCCUGGGAGCCCAGGGCCACCCUGCGCGUUCCCCCCACCCCAGCCCUGUGGUCGGGGCUGCGGCUGCCACCACCUCACCCAGCCCGGCCUCGCCGGCUCAGGGGGCCCUGGCCCUGCUCCCCCAGGCAUGUCGCUGCCCAGCGGCUCUGCCGGCGGGUGCUGGUGAUGGCGAGGCGCUGGCUGGGAGGCUCUGGCUGUCCCCCCUGCUCCUCUCGCAGCCCAGCUGGCAGGGGAGGUAGCGGCAGGGGCUGCUGCAGCCCCUCCUAGCCACAGCGCUUUCCCAGGGAGACCUGAAGCCCCCUUCUCAUUCAGCCUCAUUUGUGUUACCAUCUUUUGGUUUCUUUUUUUUUUUUUUCUUUUUUCUUUGCUUAUCUACUUUUUACUUAAGCAAGUCUAUUGGUUUAUAUGAAUUUCUUUAGCAACUCAAGCCCCUGGUUUUCCUCAGCACUUGCUUUCUCUGGACCAGAAUGACUCUCUCCUGCUUGCCUGGGACUGAUGUUCCCCCCCCACUUUCUCUCCUGCCCAUUACACAACCCAACUCCACUGCUGCAGCACUUGGGCACAUCCCAAGGGGACCUGCGACUGAUCCGCGUGUCCUCCUGCCACCCUGUCCUCUGAGGCAUCAGCCAAGUCACCCCCUCACAGCCCAUUAUUUAUUGAAGAGCAUUGUGCUGCUAUCAUCGCCUUCUCUCUAAACGUCUUCAAUUAAACCAAA
Tyto alba (common barn owl) is the source of this 4049-nucleotide messenger RNA. It is a transcript of the gene NAA60, whose product is annotated as N-alpha-acetyltransferase 60, NatF catalytic subunit. Gene Ontology annotation, molecular function: protein-N-terminal amino-acid acetyltransferase activity; histone acetyltransferase activity. NCBI's taxonomy places the organism in Eukaryota, Metazoa, Chordata, Aves, Strigiformes, Tytonidae. The transcript has 7 exons. Gene Ontology annotation, cellular component: Golgi membrane. Bases 140 to 868 code for a protein of 242 amino acids. Gene Ontology annotation, biological process: N-terminal peptidyl-methionine acetylation. The record is from RefSeq and is a predicted model, not a curated record.